GAAUGGAUCUAACUCAUGAUCAAUUAUCAAAUUAAACAUUCUUCUAAAUUAGUCUCAACUCAGCAAGAAGAAAUGUUAUUGAACAGCACAAACACUCUUAAAAUUUUCUCACAAGGAAAAGCAUGGGAAGCCAAAACUCUUACAGGUAUGUCUUCUGAACAGCUAAAUCAAAGGUCCAAAAUUCUUGCUUCUGAUACAGAAGGAGCAAUGGGUUCAAAAAUAAAGGAAAUGUUAAGAAAAGUUGAGCUAUCAGUGUCCUCAUAUGACACUGCAUGGGUUGCAAUGGUUCCUAGCUUGGGUUCAUCAAACCAGCCACUUUACCCAAAAUGUUUGAAUUGGGUUAUGGACAAUCAACAGCCUGAUGGCUCAUGGGGUCUUCAUCUCAGCCAUCCAUUGUUGAUUAAAGACUCACUUUCUUCAACUUUGGCCUGUGUUCUUGCCCUUCAAAGAUGGAAUGUCGGCCAACAACUUGUACAUAAAGGUUUGGAGUUUAUUGAAUCAAACAUUUGGGCUGCAACGGAUAAACAUCAACUUUGUCCGGUUGGGUUCGAUUUAAUAUUUCCGACCAUGAUUGAAUCUGGCAGAGACAUGGGUUUGAACCUUGGUUUAAACCAAACACUAGUUGAGGCCAUGAUUCUAAACCGAGAUUUGGAAACUAAAAGUUUGAAAAAUAAAGGAAGAAAUUUAGCAUAUGUUGCAGAAGGUUCAAAGGACUGGAAUGAAAUAAUGAAAAAUCAAAGGAGUAAUGGAUCACUUUUCAAUUCCCCAUCUUCAACGGCUGCUGCUUUAAUCCAUCGUCAUGAUGACAAAUGUUUCAAUUAUUUAAAUUCGCUAGCAAACAAAUUCGAAAAUGCAGUGCCUACAAUUUAUCCUUUUGAAAUCUAUGCACGUCUCUCUGUAAUCGACAGCUUGGAAAAACUAGGAAUUGAUCGAUAUGUUAGCGAUGAUAAACAAACAGUACUAAACGACAUUUACAGAUGUUGGAUAGAAGGAAGUGAAGAAAUAUUUUUGGACCCAACUUGUUGUGCCAUGGCAUUUCGUAUCCUAAGGUCAAAUGGAUAUGGUGUUUCUUCAGAUGCUUUAGCAAUUUUUGAAGAACAAGAGAGUUUAUACUAUGCAAAAGAUACCAAAUCAGUACUUGAAUUGUUCAAAGCUUCGCAAACUACAAUAUUUGAAGAUGAGCCUAUUCUUGAUAAAAUUAGUGUUUGGACAAGCACUUAUCUUCAACAGGAAUUGGCUAAUGAGCAAAUUCCUGACAAAAGUUUGCAUUCAGAGGUGGAUUAUGCACUAAAUCACAUACAAGCUAAUUUGGUACGACUUGAACAUAGAAGCACCAUUGAGAAUUACAAUACAGAUAGUGUCUCACUUCUUAAAACAGCUUACAGGUUCCACAAUGUUGAGAAUAGAGAUCUCUUGAAAUUUUCAGUCCAAGAUUACAAUGAGUGUCAAUCCCUACAUCGAAAAGAACUCGACUAUCUCGAGGGAUGGAUCAAGAAAUGUGGAAUUGAUAAAUUAGAGUAUGCAAGGCAAACAAUUAAAUAUGCUGCCUUUUCCAUUUCCUCGAGCAUUUUCCGACCUGAAUUCUCCGAUGGUCGCAUCUCUUGGGCUCAAAAUUCUGUUUUGACAACUAUUGUUGAUGAUUUCUUUGAUUAUGGUGGCUCUAUGGAAGAACUAUCAAACUUGAUCGAAUUAAUCGAAAGUUGGGAUGAUCAUGCAACAAUUGGCUACAAAUCAAAAGAAGUUGAGAUACUAUUCAAUGCAGUCUAUACUACUACAAAUGAUCUUGCAGAAAAAGCUCGCAUAGUACAAGGACGAUGCGUUAAAAAACACAUGAUCGAUCUCUGGCUCUUCUUGCUCGAGGCUAUGUUAAAGGAAGCAGAUUGGGGAAGAAAUAAAAUAGUGCCAACAAUGGAUGAAUUUGUACCCAAUGGGUACAUUUCAUUUGCCUUAGGACCUAUUAUUCUUACAACACUUUAUCUUGUGGAGCCAAUGUCCGAAGAAGUUAUCAAUAGUGAAGAGUAUGAGAAGCUUUACAUGACCAUAAGCAUUCUUGGUCGACUCAUCAAUGAUCGUGUAGCCACAUUGAGUGAUGGUGCACAAGGAAAACUGAAUAUUGUGAGCUUAGAAGUAAUCAAUGGUAAAGGUGCCAUAACUGAAGAAGAAGUUCAAGAAAAAGUAGCCAAAACAAUUGACAUAAAUAGAAGAGAGUUGCUAAAAAUGGUGUUACAAAAAGAAGGGAGCAUAGUUCCUAAAGCUUGCAAAGAUUUCUUUUGGACAAUGAGCAAUGUUUUGCACCUUUUCUAUAUGGGUGAUGAUGGCUAUUCUUCUCCAACUAAGAUGAUGGGUGCUUUUAAUGCAGUUAUUAAUCAACCAAUUUUUCUUUCUUAGAAAUCUUCAAUUGCGGAAAAGCUCGAUAUUAUUUUAUUUUUAAUAUAUUUUACUGUCGGAUGAAAAUGAUCGUUAUUUAUCCGAUGGUGAUAAAUAGAUGAAGUAAUAUUUAUUUUGGAAAAAAUAAACCCUAGAAGAUAGUGAUUCAUUUUAUGUAAUUAAUUUGGUUGAUCUUUCUAUUUAUAUAUUGGAGAUUAAACUUGAUAA
Messenger RNA from Mercurialis annua (annual mercury), 2595 nucleotides. Its product is annotated as ent-kaur-16-ene synthase, chloroplastic-like. The record is from RefSeq and is a predicted model, not a curated record. The transcript is spliced from 14 exons. Lineage: Eukaryota; Viridiplantae; Streptophyta; Magnoliopsida; Malpighiales; Euphorbiaceae. Gene Ontology annotation, biological process: diterpenoid biosynthetic process. Gene Ontology annotation, molecular function: terpene synthase activity; magnesium ion binding. Bases 16 to 2388 code for a protein of 790 amino acids.